This is a messenger RNA of Xylona heveae TC161, 5101 nucleotides long. Its product is annotated as P-loop containing nucleoside triphosphate hydrolase protein. The transcript has 8 exons. The record is from RefSeq and is a predicted model, not a curated record. Gene Ontology annotation, cellular component: intracellular anatomical structure. Gene Ontology annotation, molecular function: ATP binding; RNA binding. NCBI's taxonomy places the organism in Eukaryota, Fungi, Ascomycota, Xylonomycetes, Xylonales, Xylonaceae. The coding region runs from base 146 to 4645 and encodes 1499 amino acids.
CAAUUAUUAUUGAAUGUUUUGAACCGCCCGAGGAUUUUGGGUCCGGCACAUCUUAUCGACACAAACUUCACCUCGCUAUCAACACAUUGAGGAUAGGUAUAAUUCCAGCCCGUCAUCUACCUACUGAACUUUUCUGGCUGGAAUUAUGGCUCCUAACAAAAAGAAAAAGAAGCCCGCUGCAAAUCCUGCCCGAGGGUUCGCGACUGUCUCGACGGCGAGCAAGCCAAAAACUGACAAAAAGUCUGAGAGCGCAAGUUUGUCAGAGGCAGAUAGCACUCCAGCUGUUCUGACCCCGCUUUCAGAUCAAGAAAAUAUAUCGAAACCUGAUGCUGCGAAUGCCUCGAAAGCUAAAGAUGCAAAAGAAACCGUGGAAUUGUCCCCGGAGGAGCUUGAAAGAGAACUUGAAGAAACUGAAUUACAAAAUAUCCUAGAGAAGUAUGGUCAACGAGCCAAAAAAGACGCAUCACGCCAAAUCUCAAGGUUGCAGACCGAUAGACGUGUUCUGAAGACUCAAGCAGAGCAUUUGAAUACAAGAAAUUGGUUGCCAAACCGAAUUAUUGACGAAAUCAUGAACAUGGUUAAGGAUGAAGUAGAUCACGGAAACUUCUACCGAGAAUCAGAUGGCAGUGGUAAAUUCAUAUCAGAGGAGGACUCGAUUGCCAGGCUUUGGACGUUACAGCAGACACUCUUCUUUCUAGGUUUCCCUGAAGGCCGAGUCAAGGAAGCCUUGUACCAUAUCACAGAUGCAUUGCUUAUUGCCGGCCCACCCGCUGGCGGGAACAGAGACAACAUUUGGGGUUUAGAUGAAGCUAUGGAUUGGCUCGUGUUAGAGCUAAAUAGAGAGGAGCUGUCUCUCAUUGAAGGCCAGCCUAAGAGGCAGACAAUGGACAAGACACCUACCGAAAGCAUACCGCAGACACCUGAGCCGACUACAUCCUCGAACGAAGCCACGGGGAAACAAACUCCAAUGACACGUGAAAAGACUCAGAAUGCGAAUGAAUUAGUUUCAUCGCGUACAGAAGAAUUGGAUGUAAGCGACCUCGAUAGUGACAUUGAGCCUGAUGAGCUUUUGCCAAAAUAUCUCGAGACGAAGGCUCGCAUCUACGAACUUCAACCAGAGACAUUGCAGGUGAACAAUACAAAGGGAAAGAAAAACAAGGCAAAAAAAGAUAAGACAAAUCCGAGUGGUCCGGAAGUAAUAAAGCUACUGGAUAAACUGAAGAAAAUAGAAUCUGAUGUGCUGUUCGACAAAGACGAAGCCGAAACCCAAUGGUCUCAGAGAGAGAUACAGAUUUUUCAGGAAGUAGCCUUGCAGAAAAAACUUGCCCCUAAAGAUGUUGAAGGUCAGGUUUCCGAAGCCGAACAAGACCCGCAACAACAGGAGCAGGUAAACUCUUCUGAAAACUUGGACGAAGAGGACGAGGUUAGUCGCCAGGCACGUGAGGCUGGUGAGGCCCUCCUGAGAGAGACAGGUAUGGAGGAAGAUGGGGACGGUCUGUUCGGUGGCAUGUUCACGGAUCUAGCCGGGGCUGAGAAUGGUCCAAAUUCUACAACUUCAGAACCCGCAAUGGGCGUCGCCGGCGUCGGGAACACAAUUAUGCGGGAUUUUGGGCGAUGGAAUGGAAUGAGCCCUCGACGUGUUCUUGAGGAUGCCUGCAAGGCACGGGAUUCUGGAUCACGCGUGUCAUUCAAACCCAUAUCUUCUAGCUCCGUCUCGAAACGACAUUCUGUCGAGAUCUUUUGGUCGAAAGAUCAGGAAACUCCGGUAUACUCCAUUCUCGACUCCGUCUCAUCCACCUCAAAGUCGCGAUUAUCAGCCUUCUGGAUGACCACUCUUGCCACACCUGAUAGCGUACAAUCGGAAGCCUUUAUUGCAACUGCCGCGCUAUUUCUCGUAUUCUCAUCAUCUCCAAAGGAAGAGAGGGUACAUCUGCGCCUACCAGCCACCUGGAGAGAUCUUUGGGAUGAAUUUACCCGCAAAAAGAAAGAAUUAAAUGAUGAACAGGAUCGAAACGCAUUGCGAGAGAUUCGCGAAUUGGUCAGGGACAAGCGAGAUAGAGAUGAGCACGACGGUGUUGUGCUCAAAGGGGGUUUUCGGAAGCGCAAUGUCGCUGGCAGCGGCCGUGAUAGUGGGGAGGACUCCGACCCCAACGCUCUCGACCAAAGCAACCUGGAUAGUGAACUCCUGAAGGGUUUGUGGAACCAAAAGAGUUCCAACCCUGCCUAUCAGGUGAUGCUGAAAGGUCGCUCACAGCUCCCCAUGUGGAACUUUAGGGAUCAAUUGUUGACUACGGCGGAUCAACAACAAGUUAUUAUCGUCUGCGGAGAAACUGGAUGUGGCAAGAGCACGCAGGUUCCUGCGUUCAUUCUCGAACACGAAUUAUCACAAGGAAAGGAUUGUCGAAUAUACUGCACUGAGCCGCGAAGAAUCUCAGCUAUUUCUCUUGCACGACGCGUCAGUGAGGAGCUUGGAGAGCGCAGAAAUGACGUUGGCACGUCAAGAUCGAUGGUGGGAUAUGCCAUUCGCUUGGAAUCAAAUAUGACAACUCAGACUCGUCUGGUCUACGCAACCACAGGUAUAGUUAUGCGUAUGCUAGAGCGGUCGAAUGAGCUGGCAGAUAUAACGCAUUUGAUCCUUGACGAAGUGCACGAGAGGAGCAUUGACAGUGAUUUCCUACUUAUUGUUCUUCGGAGGCUUAUCGUGAAGCGGCCAGAACUUAAGGUAAUUCUCAUGUCUGCAACUGCCGAUGCACAACGGUUUUCCAACUAUCUAUUCGGUGCACCGAUUCUAAACGUGCCGGGCCGAACAUUUCCCGUUGAGGUGAAAUACCUUGAGGAUGCGUUGCAGUUGACAGGAUAUGUGCCAAGUUCAAUAAAUGCGAACGGCCCAAUUGAAGUUGGCCUUGAUGAUGCGGAUACAGAAGAGAUAUCCGAUCGAGAGAAUACAGGUCAAGAAGGAGACUAUCUUUCUGCAUUUAGCUCCAAGACAAGAACCGCCCUGGCUCAGUUCGACGAAUAUCGGAUAGAUUAUGAUCUUUUGGCAGCUUUGAUUGGAAGAAUUGCUGUCGACCCUGAGUUUGAAUUCUACAGCAAAGCUAUCCUGAUUUUCCUUCCGGGCAUAGCAGAGAUCCGUCAAUUGAAUGACAUGUUGAUUGGGCAUCCUUCGCUAAGUCAAGGAUGGAAUAUCCAUCAGCUUCAUUCAACGAUUGCCAGCGAAGAACAAGAGAAGGCGUUUGUGGUACCACCGAAAGGGACUCGAAAAAUCGUACUUGCAACAAACAUUGCAGAGACCGGUAUUACUAUCCCGGAUAUUACUUGCGUGAUUGAUACGGGUAAACACAAGGAAAUGAGGUUCGACGAGCGCCGUCAGCUGUCACGCUUACUCGAUUCUUUCAUCUCCCGCGCAAAUGCAAAACAGCGGCGUGGUAGAGCUGGGCGUGUUCAGCGUGGGCUUUGUUUUCAUCUCUUCACAAAGUCUCGUCAUGAUCGCCAGAUGGCUGAACAACAAACACCGGAGAUGCUUCGCUUGUCGUUGCAGGACCUUGUUCUAAGGGUAAAGAUAUGUGAGCUAGGAGGGAUCGAACAAACUCUUUCCGAGGCGUUAGACCCGCCGUCAGCAAAGAAUAUCCGGCGUGCCAUUGAUUCCUUGAUCGACGUCAAAGCCCUUACCAACUUUGAAGAACUUACCCCAUUGGGACGUCAAUUAGCCAAACUUCCAUUGGACGUACACCUUGGGAAGCUGGUACUCCUAGGUAGCACUUUUGGGUGUUUGGAUGUCUGCGCAACCAUCGCGGCGAUAUUGUCUUCCAAAUCACCUUUUGUGGUGACAAUGGGAGCGCGGUCACAGGCAGACCUGGCCAGGUUAUCAUUCAAGAGGGGUGAUUCCGAUUUACUUACCGCUUACAAUGCUUACAAUGCAUGGAGGCGGGUAUCGAGUACCACAGGGGUAUCGGAGUUUCAAUUUUGCCGCAAAAAUUGCCUAAGUCAGCAAACAUUGUUUAAUAUUGAAGACAUUAAAUCUCAGAUUCUGGCUUCAGUUAUUGAUGCAGGGUUUCUGCAACUUGACGGAACUUCAAGGGCCGCUUUGAAUAGGUCCCGGUUUUCUUCAAAGCAACGACAAUUCUUUAAACUCCCUGAGUCCGUAGAUAAAAAUUCGGAGAAUGACUUGAUCAGUGGUUCAGUCAUAGCAUGGGGCUUUUACCCCAAACUCCUGCUUCGCGAAGGAAAAGGCUGGAGAAACGUUUCGAACAAUCAAACUGUCAGCCUUCAUCCGACGUCUGUCAAUAAAGGCACAACGUCUGCGAAAUGGGUUUCGUUUUACCAUAUCAUGCAAUCUAGCAACAGAUUUUACAAUGCCCAUGAGACAAGUGCCGUUGAAAGUUUCGCGAUUGCACUCCUAUGUGGAGAUGCGGAGUUCAGAAUGUAUGCGGGACUGGUUAUUCUAGAUGGCAACCGUAUUCGUUUCUCGGUCAACGAUUGGAAGGCUAUGCUUGCGAUCAAAAUUUUGCGGCAGCGGCUUCGAGAGAUCAUGGCCCGUCGAUACCAACACCCUACCAAAUCGCUCACCUCACCGCAGCAGAAGUGGCUAGAUAUAUGGCAGCAGGUUUUCGCUCUGGACGACAAAGAAAACAGUUUGCCAAAAUAGACGUUCAGCGCCGUCGUUGUAGAUGAUUUGAAAGCAGCGAUAUGUAUUAAAGGGAAUGGCAUCAUCAUAGAAGGAGGCCAUUACAUAUCAUCUUGAGCAUGAAGAAACAAUCUUUGUUUUCUGCGAUAAAAAGACUAUAGAUUCGGAGGAUAUUGCUGCAUCGUAAAGCGUGAUUCUGCUUCCCAAUGGAAUAAUGCUUUUCAAGGGUUAUCAAGGGUGUCCAUAACAGUUUUAUCCUCAAGCAAAUGGCACUAGCAAGUAUUGGAAGUUAUCGUACAGCAUGCUUUGCUUGGCGUUAAUGACCAGGAGCUAAAGGGCAGAAGGAAGGAGCGGAUUGUCAAGUAGGCGUUCAUGCGAUGCAUUCAUUCAUAGCGAGAGAAACGUAUAGCUAGAUGGUCUUCAGAAGUCUACUACAAGUCAGAAUUACGACAAAGAAAAUUGCGAUUCCAUUUCCAC